Manihot esculenta (cassava) is the source of this 1740-nucleotide messenger RNA. RefSeq names its product glyceraldehyde-3-phosphate dehydrogenase GAPCP2, chloroplastic. NCBI's taxonomy places the organism in Eukaryota, Viridiplantae, Streptophyta, Magnoliopsida, Malpighiales, Euphorbiaceae. Gene Ontology annotation, molecular function: NADP binding; NAD binding; oxidoreductase activity, acting on the aldehyde or oxo group of donors, NAD or NADP as acceptor. The coding region runs from base 212 to 1492 and encodes 426 amino acids. The record is from RefSeq and is a predicted model, not a curated record. Gene Ontology annotation, biological process: glucose metabolic process. The transcript is spliced from 14 exons.
CUCAAAACGUCCGUUCUUUGGUCUUUGCUUUUAAAAACAGAAAAAAUUUUCAUUUCAUUUCGCCUUCUGCCUACUCCCAGCAGCCGCAACCUUAAAAAGGAAAAAGAAAACCCAAAAAAAAAAAAACAAAGCAACAUCUCUUUCUCGUACAUUCUCUCUUCUCUCCUCUUUGAUAGGGUUCUGAGUGAAGAGAUACGAGUUACAGGCUAUAAUGGCUUUCUCUUCUCUCCUCAGAUCUACAUCUACCGCUCCUUUGAUCGAAGCUCCUCACGUUGAGCUAUCUCCCUCAUCGUCCGAUCGUUUUAAGGUUUCCAGCAUUAAUUUCAAGCAUCAUCUAAAAUCUUCCCAGAGCAUUUUUGUCACUUCAGUUCCAUCUCGGUCAUCUUCCAUACAUAGACGCAGUGCAAGAAGUUUCCAAUCCAUCAAGGCCACAGCAACUGAAAUACCUCCUGCUGUCCUGAAAUCGCGGAGUGAUGGGAGGACAAAAGUUGGAAUCAAUGGUUUUGGUCGCAUUGGAAGAUUGGUUUUGCGAAUUGCAACUAUGAGAGAUGAUAUUGAUAUUGUGGCAGUUAAUGAUCCUUUCAUUGACACUAAGUACAUGGCUUACAUGUUCAAAUAUGAUUCUACUCAUGGAGUAUACAAGGGAUCCAUCAAGGUUUUGGAUGAGUCCACCUUGGAAAUUAAUGGAAAACAAAUCAAAGUUUCAAGCAGAAGGGACCCAGCAGAGAUUCCUUGGGGCAAUUAUGGGGCUGAGUAUGUAAUUGAAUCUUCUGGGGUUUUCACCACAAUUGAUAAGGCUUCAGCUCACAAGAAGGGUGGUGCCAAGAAAGUGGUGAUAUCAGCUCCCUCUGCUGAUGCGCCAAUGUUUGUAGUCGGGGUGAAUGAGAGGACAUACAAGCCCAACAUGGACAUUGUUUCUAAUGCAAGCUGUACCACCAAUUGUCUUGCUCCUCUUGCAAAGGUCGUUAAUGAGGAAUUUGGUAUUAUUGAAGGUUUAAUGACAACUGUUCAUGCAACUACAGCAACACAAAAGACUGUAGAUGGUCCAUCCAUGAAGGAUUGGCGUGGGGGCCGUGGAGCAGGACAAAAUAUAAUUCCUAGCUCCACUGGUGCUGCAAAGGCUGUUGGAAAAGUUCUUCCAGAACUCAAUGGAAAACUUACUGGAAUGGCCUUCCGUGUCCCAACAGCUAAUGUUUCUGUUGUGGACUUGACUUGUCGACUUCAAAAGAGUGCAUCUUAUGAAGAUGUCAAAGCAGCUAUCAAGUAUGCAUCGGAGGGACCCCUAAAAGGCAUUCUUGGUUAUACUGAUGAGGAUGUUGUCUCUAAUGAUUUUGUUGGUGACUCAAGGUCAAGCAUAUUUGAUGCCAAGGCUGGCAUAGGAUUGAGUGCCUCGUUCGUGAAGCUGGUGACUUGGUAUGAUAAUGAGUGGGGAUACAGCAACCGAGUGCUGGACCUGAUAGAGCACAUGGCAUUGGUGGCAGGACAUAACUGAGGAAUAUUUUAAUGAGGUUUAUGCCCCAGCAAUUUUAGAACGUGCUAUGAGUUUCAUCCAAAGUGUAGUUAACUGACUUCAUAUUUGAUUUUGUUUUUGCCCGAGCAUCUUUUUUUUUUUUUUUUUUUUUUUUCUAAUGAUGAUGUGAAUUUGGGCUUUCCGUGAUGCAACCUUGAAAUAAUGUGAUACAUGGCAUGUAUGAGGUUUACCUCUAUUGGAAAUGCAUGAUUGUAGAGAAAGUUGAAUCA